UCAUGGUCCUCGUCCUGAUUAUCGGCGACUUACACAUUCCUCACCGCACGCAUGAUCUUCCUGCCAAGUUUAAGAAGCUACUUGUUCCAGGGAAGAUACAACAGAUUCUGUGCACGGGAAACGUUUGUGACCGGGAAACAUAUGAAUGGCUGCGGACGGUUGCUGUAGGUGGCGACGUUGCUGUAGUACGAGGGGACUAUGAUGAGUCGCCCGCCUUUCCCCUUUCGCAUACCGUCGUGCAUCAGGGCUCGCCCAUACGGAUUGGGGUUAUUCACGGCCACCAGUGUAUUCCCGCAGGUGAUCUUGACUCUCUGAAUGCCAUAGCUCGCCAAAUGGACGUCGACGUCCUCGUUAGCGGUCACACUCACACCUUCCAGGCAGUCGAGUAUGACAACCGAUUCUUUGUGAAUCCUGGGUCAGCCACUGGUGCUUGGAAUGGAAAUCAAGACGCACCAACCCCUUCCUUUGCUUUGAUGGACAUUCAGGGCCCCGUCAUCACGACGUAUGUGUAUCAACUUAUCGAGAAUGAAGUACGCGUCGAGAAGGUCGAAUUUCGGAAGGACAACGAUGCACACAAGGAGCUGCCUCGGAAUCCCCCGUCAAUGCCGCAGAACAUUCCCCAGAGCCCCGCAGCUGCUGCUAGUGGAUGGUAAUGCUGAAGCAGGUAGCUCGUGGUGUCCACAUGCACACAUAUACGCAUUGUAAUGAUACCUUUCUGGAACAUGGCAAACUUCGGCCUUAGCACAGGUCAGAAC
Molecule: messenger RNA, 755 nt
Organism: Punctularia strigosozonata HHB-11173 SS5
Lineage: Eukaryota; Fungi; Basidiomycota; Agaricomycetes; Corticiales; Punctulariaceae
Product: Metallo-dependent phosphatase
Exons: 7
Biological process (GO): intracellular protein transport; retrograde transport, endosome to Golgi
Cellular component (GO): retromer complex; endosome
Source: RefSeq, a predicted model, not a curated record